AUGGGAAGAAAAUUAUUUUUCUUACUUGUGCUAGAGUUCUUUCUUGUACCAUCCACUGAGAAUCCAAUAUUUGGAUACAAGCUUGUGCUGGUUUGGCCCAAUACUUUCUGCCAGAACACCCAAUGCAACACUCCUAUUCCACAACAGUUCACCAUUCAUGGUCUAUGGGGCUACGACUCCAAGUCAAAUAAUGUUGUCAAUUGCGAUAAUGGACCUGCUUUUGAUCGCAGCUUGCUAAACCCAAUUGAAAAACAAUUGAAAUUUGACAUGCCUGGAUUGGAUCGUGAUGAUGAAAUUCACUGGAGGCACCAGUGGAACAAGCAUGGAAAAUGCAGUGGAAUGAGUGUCUUUGAAUAUUUCAAGGAGAUUCAGAAUUUCUGUCCACUUCAAAGCUAG
This is a messenger RNA of Ilex paraguariensis (yerba mate), 396 nucleotides long. NCBI's taxonomy places the organism in Eukaryota, Viridiplantae, Streptophyta, Magnoliopsida, Aquifoliales, Aquifoliaceae. The record is from the annotation of a GenBank genome assembly.